AUCAGUCACAACAAACAUGGCGGAUGCCAGUGCAUCUAUGACUCUGGCGACACUUUCACUGAUAGGUUUCGCAUUACUAGCAGGGUUUUACCUGACCACUUUACAUUUACUAUGGACACUGGUCUCCGUUACUGUUACUGCCGUGUUGGUGUCCCAGUUAUUGCGGAAGUUACGGAGAAGAGAUGCGUUGACGGAGCGGCGUGUAUGUGUGCUGGUUCUGGGGGAUAUCGGACGCAGCCCUCGCAUGCAGUACCAUGCCCUUUCGCUCAGCAAACACGGCUACAGCGUAACGUUUGUUGGAUUCCCUGGUACCAAGCCUCAUCAGGAUGUGAUUGGAGAUGAGAGGAUCACAAUCAUCCCAAUCACAGAAGUUAAAGGACUCCAAGUGGGUCCUAGGAUGGUGAGCUAUGUUACCAAGGUGAUUCUCCAGUCCCUGCAGCUUCUCCUGGUAUUAUUGAAGACUGACGUCCAGUCCCAUAUUCUCAUGCAGAAUCCUCCAGGACUGCCCAGUAUAAUGGUGACAUGGCUGGUGUGUGGUCUGAGAGGAUCCAGGUUCAUCAUUGACUGGCACAACUACGGCUACACCAUCAUGGCCCUCUCACACGGCCCGGACCACCCCAUCGUCAGGCUGGCACAGUGGUAUGAGCAGUUGUUUGGGCGAUUCUCCAGCCAUAACCUUUGUGUCUCCAACGCUAUGAAGGAAGACCUUCAGAACAACUGGAACAUCAGGGCGACCACAUUGUAUGACAAGCCACCUGCUAUCUUCAAGGAGACUUCAGUAGACCUAAAGCACCAGCUGUUCAUGAGGCUGGCCAAGACUAUCCCUCAGUUCCAGGUCUGUGGUGAGCGCCCUGGUGGUGAGACAGAGAGAACAGCGUUUACAGGUCGUGACCCCAGUGACCUUUCUGUGACCUUGACCUCAGGUCGACCUGCCCUACUGAUCAGCAGCACCAGCUGGACCGAGGAUGAGGACUUCUCCAUUCUGCUGAAGGCUCUGGAAGACUACGAGGGGUUUGUGAAAGCAGGAGCCUCUCUUCCCUCGCUGGUCUGUGUCAUCACAGGUAAGGGUCCUCAGAAGGACCACUACAGGAAGCUGAUAGACGCCCUGAGCUUUGAGCACGUGAAGAUCUGUACUCCAUGGCUGGAGGCGGAGGACUACCCUGUUCUGCUAGGCUCAGCAGAUCUGGGUGUGUGUCUCCAUAAGUCGUCCAGUGGUCUGGACCUGCCUAUGAAGGUGGUGGACAUGUUUGGUUGCUGUCUGCCUGUCUGUGCCAUCCACUUCUACUGUCUACAUGAGCUGGUGAAGCAUGAGGAGAACGGGUUGAUCUUCAAAGACUCUGAGGAACUAUCUGGACAGCUCAAGUCUCUGUUGUGGGACUUCCCUGGCUGUGAGGAUGAGGGCAAACUGGGUCAGUUCAGGAGGAACCUCCGGGCCAGUGGGGGGCAGCGGUGGGACCAGAACUGGGACCAGAAUGUCCUGCCUCUCCUCACUGCACCCUGACUUCCCUGUUAGACAGACCUCUCUACAGCAGCUGACUCAUCCCCUCUCUACAUCUUCGCUCUGUCUCAAACCCCCUUCUUGAGCCUCCAAUCUUCAACAUUUUAACAGACGCUCUUAUCCAGAACGACUUACAGGAGCAAUUAGGGUUAAGUGCCUUGUUUAAGGGCACAUCCACAGAUGUUUCACCUAGUCUGCUCGGGGAUU
Salvelinus namaycush (lake trout) is the source of this 1705-nucleotide messenger RNA. RefSeq names its product chitobiosyldiphosphodolichol beta-mannosyltransferase-like. The record is from RefSeq and is a predicted model, not a curated record. The transcript has 13 exons. Gene Ontology annotation, cellular component: endoplasmic reticulum. Gene Ontology annotation, molecular function: mannosyltransferase activity. The coding region runs from base 17 to 1501 and encodes 494 amino acids. NCBI's taxonomy places the organism in Eukaryota, Metazoa, Chordata, Actinopteri, Salmoniformes, Salmonidae.